AUGACAGUCAUUGGCCUCAUCCAGGACAGUGACGAGUCUGUAUACAGAAGAGAGGUCGAACAGCUGGCCCUCUGGUGCGCUCAAAACAACCUUCAGGAGGAGCCCCCAGUGUUGGCCCCUCUCAUACUACUCAACAGUACUGAGUCUGUCGUGGAAAACUUUAGGUUUCUGGGAUCCACAAUCUCCCAGGAUCUGAAGUGGGCACCAAAUAUAGACACAAUUGUCAAAAAGGCCCAACAGAGGUUGCACUUCCUGCGUCAGCUCAAGAAGUUCAACCUGCCUCAGGCUCUUCUCAUCCAGUUUUACUCUGCAGUAAUCCAGUCUGUUCUCUGCUUGCCCAUCAUAGUCUGGUUUGAUCUCUGCCUGUUGUGUCUCCUGGCUUUGGAUGGACAUCAACCAAAGCUUUUCCUCACAAUGAGACCCUCAUGGCAGACGGUCUACUAUGGAGAGACUGUGACCCUCAGCUGCCAGAUGAAUAUCGAUAUCCCUGGACUGCAGUAUCAAUGGUAUAAAGAUGGUGAGAGAUUGCAGGCACCUUAUGCUGUGGGCCACACAGUGGAGAGCCACAUCUACACCAUUAGCGCCAUCGUGUGGUCUGACCAGGGUGAAUACAAGUGCCAGGCCCACACGGGAAAGCCAUCUGUUCAGUCGUAUACCAGCAGGCCUCUCGUUUUAAAUAUAACUGAGCACCCAGAGGUUUCCUUUCUGCAAUGGCCGACAUGGACGGUCCUGUUUGCGGGAGAGAAACUUACACUCAACUGCAGAGUAAACGGAGACCCUCAGAUUAAGAAAUUCCGGUGGUUCAUGGCGACAGCAAACCAUCUGAGACGAAAUCUGUCCUGUGAAAACAUCCCAGGCUGCUCCAUCACAUUUUCAGACAAGAACCAGAGCGGCCUGUACUGGUGUGAGACGGAAUCGGGAGAGAAACGCAGCAAAGCGGUCAGCUUCACCGUCACGGACAACAUGGUGGCUCUACAGACUCCUCCACUGCCACUCACAGAAGGUGAUGACGUGACACUGGAGUGCCGCACUCGGUACCCGACAAGCCACAUGACUAAGGUGUAUCAUGAAGACCAAGAGAUGCAGCCAUCUGUAUGGUACACUCGGGUCAAGAAGGAGCAUGAAGGACGAUACAAAUGUGUUGUGUUCUCCAGACAGACCCUGGUGGCUUCAUCUGAGGAGGUCAACAUCACGGUCAGAGAUUUCUUCUCCAGUGUGAUGCUUACCGUCAUAUCAGGGCUGUCAGUAAAGAAAGGAGAGAUGGUUAAAUUGACCUGUGAGGUGAAGAAUAACAGCUUACAGAAAUUACCGGUUCACUACAGCUUUCUGAAAGAUGGUGAGGUUUUAUAUGAAGGAGAGAACAUCGCAUACACCAUAAUGAAGAUGAACAAGAGCCAUGCUGGAAACUACAUGUGUGUCGCAUCCAUAGGGCAUGACAUCCAGAAGGAGAGUGCAGUUAAAAGGAUUCACAUUGCAAAAGGUGCCAUGUUGUGUCAGGAUGUCAAUGGUGAUGAUCACCCAAUCAGGUAUCUCAGCCAGAAAGACAAGGUGCACGGCGAUUAA
Messenger RNA from Polypterus senegalus (gray bichir), 1563 nucleotides. Its product is annotated as sialoadhesin-like. Bases 1 to 1563 code for a protein of 520 amino acids. Gene Ontology annotation, biological process: cell surface receptor signaling pathway. The record is from RefSeq and is a predicted model, not a curated record. Gene Ontology annotation, molecular function: methyltransferase activity; transmembrane signaling receptor activity; 2-oxoglutarate-dependent dioxygenase activity. The transcript is spliced from 7 exons. NCBI's taxonomy places the organism in Eukaryota, Metazoa, Chordata, Cladistia, Polypteriformes, Polypteridae.